Messenger RNA from Prorocentrum cordatum, 1764 nucleotides. The record is from the annotation of a GenBank genome assembly. Lineage: Eukaryota; Dinophyceae; Prorocentrales; Prorocentraceae.
GCGCUGCAGUGGACAGAGGAGGACGACAUCCUCAACGACACCGAGACCGUCCUCGACGCGCUUCGCGCCGGCGGCGCGGGUGCCGCGCUCGGCGCCGCGGCGGAGGGGGCGGCGCCGCCGCGGAUGUGGAGCGCCUCCUCGCAGGGGGGGCGCGUCGCGCAGGACGCCUUCGCGCCCAAGGCUGUGGAGUACAUCGGCGACGCGGGGGACCCCGCGUCCGUCGCGCAGAGCUGCAUAGGCUUCACCUGCCACAAGGGUGUGAAGCCGAGGGGCCUGAAGGCGCCCAACCAGGACUCCUUCUUCGUCCUCCACGUGGAGAACCGCCUGUCGAUGUACGGCGUUUUCGACGGGCACGGGCUGCACGGACACGAGGUGUCCGAGUUCGUCAAGUUGCACCUCCCAAGGAUGGUCGUCAAGGACCACAGGUUCGGAACCGCCGACACGGCGGCCGCUCUGCGGGACGGCUUCCUGAGGACACAGGCCCUGAUCGAGAGAGCAUUCCACCUCGACAGAUUGAACGCGAGCGUGUCUGGCACCACCGUAACGCUCGUCGUCCACGACCGGGCCGCGCGGAAGCUGACCGUGGCAAACGUGGGCGACAGCGCCGCUUGCAUCGGGAGGGUGCCGGCUGGCGGUGCGAUGCAGACGGAGGCGCUGAAGAUCACAGAGGACCACAAGCCCGAGAUGGAAGAGGAGAGGCAGAGGAUAGAGAGGUCGGGCGGCACUGUGCUGUACGAUGGUUAUGUGAACCACAGGGUGUACGUGAGGAACGCGACCUAUCCAGGCCUGAACAUGUCCCGAGCGCUCGGCGACCUGCUCGGGCACUCGGGGGCGGGCCUCUCCGCGGAGCCCUCGGUCGCCGAGCUCGGCCUGGGCGAGGACGACCGGCUGCUGCUGCUGUGCAGCGACGGGGUCUCCAGACUUUUUGCUCCACCUUCUCCUCCCUCCUGCUCCUCCCUUCUGCUCCUCCCUUCUGCUCACCCUCACUCCGCCCUCCUCCUCCUCCUCCUCCUCCUCCUCCUCCUCCUCCUCCUCCUCCUCCUCCUCCUCCUACCUCCUCCCUCCCUCCUCCUCCUCCUCCUCCUCCUCCUCCUCCUCCAUCUCCUCCUCCUCCUCCUCCUCCUCCUCCCUCCUCCCUCCUCCCUCCUCCUCCCUCCUCCUCCUCCUCCUCUCUCCUCCUCCUCCUCCUCUCCUCCUCCUCCUCCUCCUCCUCCUCCCUCCUCCUCCUCCUCGUCCUCCUCCUCCUCCGCCUCCGCCUCCGCCUCCUCCUCUCCUCGGCCUCGGCCUCUCCCCUCCGCCUCCCCUCUUCCUCCUCGCUGCUCCUCCUCCCCUCCUCCUCCUCCUCCUCCUCCUCCUCCUCCUCCUUCCUCCUUCCCUCCUCCUCCUCCUCCUCCUAAUCGUCCUCCUCCUCCUCAUCCUCCUUUUCCUUCUCGUCGUCCUCCCAUCCCCUCGUCUCCUCGUGCUCCUCGUGCUCCUCUUCCUCCACCUCCUUCUCCUCCUCCUCUUCCUCCUCCUCCUCCUCCUCCUCCUCCUCCCCUUUUCCUCCUCCUCCUCCUCCUCCUCCUCCUUCUCCUCCUCCUCCCUCCUCUCCUCUUCCCCUCCUCCUCCUCCUCCUCCUACUCCUCCCCAUCAUCAUCAAUCCUGGCACGUUUCUUAGAUUCCGGCCUCCGGGUCUCUGACUGGGCCCCAGGGCCUUCGAGAACAGGUCCAGAGCGACAAGCCACCCCCAAAGUAGGAGUCGGGACCUCUGGAGCCGCGCAUUGA